Molecule: messenger RNA, 1329 nt
Organism: Oldenlandia corymbosa var. corymbosa
Lineage: Eukaryota; Viridiplantae; Streptophyta; Magnoliopsida; Gentianales; Rubiaceae
Source: the annotation of a GenBank genome assembly
AUGGAUGCCCGAACCAUGUUUUCUGCUUCUUCAACCGUAAGGAAUGUUGUUUUGAGAUCCAGCUACCAAGUGUUCAUGUCAAAACAAUGUGUCAUGUUCGAAUUCCAUGGAAGCAGUGAAGUUUUCCUAAAUCACGUGAGGUUGAAAAACAGAUAUCCUUCAAAGGUUUAUAGGCAUUCUGUUCAUUGCUUUAAUGAUUCAGAGAAGAACUCAAAGGGACCUUCCACCACUCAGAUAAAUAAUGCCAAAGUCAUCUAUUCUGUUGCUCCAGCCAUGGGGCAUAACAAGGAAUUACACCCUGAGUGCAAUGCUAGAGUACCUGCUAUUGUGGAUGCGCUGGAAAAGAUGGAGUUGACUUCCAAAUUCCGCGGCACUGAGGUGGUUGAACUUCAAAGUUGGAAACCUGCUUCCAUGGAGGAUGUAACAAGUGUCCAUGCAAAACCCUAUGUGUCUGGCUUGGAGAAGGCUAUGGUUGAGGCUACCGAUAAAGGUUUAAUUUUGGUGGAAGGCACUGGACCAACGUAUGCCACUGCAACGACCUUCAAUGAAUCUUUAUUGGCUGCUGGAGCUGGAAUUUCCUUGGUUGAUUCAGUGGUUGCUGCAUCAAAACUUAGUCACGAUACUCCAGUUGGCUUUGCCCUGAUAAGACCACCUGGUCACCAUGCUGUUCCAAAAGGGCCUAUGGGUUUCUGUGUGUUCGGGAAUGUCGCAAUAGCAGCGCGCCAUGCUCAGCGUGCUCAUGGCUUGCAACGUGUGUUUAUCAUAGAUUUUGAUGUGCACCAUGGGAAUGGAACCAAUGAUGCUUUCUACGAUGACCCGGAUAUAUUUUUCCUUUCGACACACCAGGAUGGAAGCUAUCCAGGAACAGGUAAAAUACAUCAGGUUGGUCAAGGAGCAGGUGAAGGAGCAACGUUGAACCUUCCUUUACCUGGAGGCUCGGGUGAUAUGGCCAUGCGAGCCGUAUUUGAAGAAGUCAUUGCACCAUGUGCGCAGAGGUUCAAGCCAGAUAUUAUCCUCGUUUCAGCAGGCUAUGACGGACACGUAUUGGAUCCACUGGCGAGCCUGCAAUUCACGACCGCAACAUAUUAUAUGCUUGCUUCAAGCAUUAAGCAGCUUGCGAAAGAUUUGUGUGAUGGGCGGUGUGUCUUCUUCUUGGAAGGAGGUUACAACCUCAGUUCCCUUUCAAACUCAGUGGCCGACUCCUUUCGUGCUUUUCUUGGUGAUCCAAGCAUGGCUUCAGAGUUUGAUAAUCCUGCCUUUUUAUUUGAAGAACCAUCGAGGAAGGUAAAAGAUGCAAUUCAGAAAAUCAAGCACAUUCAUUCCCUGUGA